AUGCCGCCUAUGCCUAUGAGUUCUAGUCUGCUAUUUGAUUUGCAGCAGAGCAGAUCCCACUUGAGAUCCGUGUUGCGAUACACAGCGCCACUUCCUGUCGCUGCAAUCAUGCUUACGCAUACGGCUACCGACAUGCAUUCGUGUACUACAAAACAAAGGCGGAGACCAGCUUCAAGUUCCCUGCACGGAGAUAUUAAAACAACUCAGGCGGCUGCGGUUCAAAUCCAUCCAACCAAGGACCCCACUCAAGCUCUUGGCCCUGUGGCCCCCGAAAUCCCCAUUCCAUCUCGCACUCGAGUAAGCCCGCCGUUGAAACAAGUCCAGCGGCUGCCGGCACGCGCAGAUGUUACUGUGUGA
Messenger RNA from Parastagonospora nodorum SN15, 357 nucleotides. RefSeq lists its product as hypothetical. NCBI's taxonomy places the organism in Eukaryota, Fungi, Ascomycota, Dothideomycetes, Pleosporales, Phaeosphaeriaceae. The coding region runs from base 1 to 357 and encodes 118 amino acids. The transcript has 4 exons. The record is from RefSeq and is a predicted model, not a curated record.